AUGCAGUCCGCCACCGGCAAACGCGUCCUGAGCACGCUUGCCUCCAAGAUUCACCCCCAGCUGCCGCUGUCCCCGCGAGAGAGUCAGCAGCUACUGUCUCUGCUUACCCAGUCCUUCCGCGCCCACCUCGACCGCGAACACCCCUUCCCCCCCUCGGAGAGCACCCAGAGAGCGCCUUCCCGGCAACUGCUAAUUAGUAGUGGGCAACGUGCCUCAUCCCCGCACCAUGCAGCCGCUUCUUCCUAUGCCUCGACCACCCAGCAUCUGGACUCGAUCCUAAACAACCCACUGUUUGCAGUCAAGCCCCGCCGGAGAGGGUCGGGGUCUGCCGCCAUCGAUGUCCUGAGAGACCCUGUUGGGUGGUUUGUCAAUGAGAUAGCGUCUGGUUCUGCUACUCUGCAAAAGGCGGCCAUUUGCCUCGAAGUGCUCGAGAAAACGACAAAUGAAAGCCCAGCGGGGCUCAAGGAUGGAGUCACACCAGCAAAUGUGCUCUCAGAAUGGCUGCGGACCAGUGGCUUGGACACAUCGCGCGAGUUCUUGGAUAUGUGUAUAUCAAAGUCGGGCAAUGGCAGUAGGUUCCUCGACAGGCUGGUGGCUUUACAGUUGGUCGAGGGCGAAACUUCUGCACCGUGGCGCUGGUUCAUCCGAUCGAAUGAGCAGCGUGUCAAAGAAACCGGCCUGGACAUCUCAAGAGUGACCAAGUUCAGACAACAGCUUCUGGAGAAGAUGGUAUCCAUUGAGGCAAACACAAGCUUGAACAGCGGCCUGGCUACGUUUAUGCAAGCUUUCCGCUUCACGGAGAAUGCGGGCUACGAGUCAGCACACAGUGUGUUGAGGACCGCUGGGGGUCGUCUUGUCAACCGCAUCAUCUCCAGCCGGGACCAGUCCAUCGACCUGGAAUUGUAUCAAUCAUUCUCAUCAUCAUCGCAACGUUGGCUUGGAAGCUGGAGCCGAGCCGUCGAGGCUAUGCUCUCCCUCCAUCGACCUUCAGAAAGCAGUCCAAUGCCAGGACUCAAAUUCAUCGAGGACCCCACUGGAGCCGUCACAUUUGCACAGUCAUCACGAAGCCGACGCAAUUUCCUCGUCCAGCUAUGCCUGGGUGUUGCCAGACAACUUUUGGAACAAGAGAAGUUUUCAGAAGCACAGGUAGUCAUGGAAUUCACCAAGAUGCACUUUGCAGAUCUUGUGCUACCAAAGCCAGCAACCCUGGCGCAACCAGCAUCAGAGUCGUGGAGCGUGCGCAGGGAACAGCAGAACUUGGAAUUGCUCGACCAGCUGAUCCCUACUUGA
Messenger RNA from Bipolaris zeicola 26-R-13, 1290 nucleotides. RefSeq lists its product as uncharacterized. The record is from RefSeq and is a predicted model, not a curated record. The transcript has a single exon. Bases 1 to 1290 code for a protein of 429 amino acids. Lineage: Eukaryota; Fungi; Ascomycota; Dothideomycetes; Pleosporales; Pleosporaceae.